Messenger RNA from Oryzias melastigma (Indian medaka), 2974 nucleotides. RefSeq lists its product as uncharacterized. Gene Ontology annotation, cellular component: nucleus; chromosome, centromeric region. NCBI's taxonomy places the organism in Eukaryota, Metazoa, Chordata, Actinopteri, Beloniformes, Adrianichthyidae. The record is from RefSeq and is a predicted model, not a curated record. The coding region runs from base 399 to 2789 and encodes 796 amino acids. The transcript is spliced from 10 exons. Gene Ontology annotation, biological process: meiotic chromosome segregation.
GCCGCUCAGUGCGCAUGCGCGGCAGCUCGGCGGCCAUUUCGGUUUGUGUUGAUUGACUGCAGGUUGGACCGAGUGGAGAGACUAACGACCGAAGCGAAGCGGCUGACUGAAGUUGGUGGAUCUCCAUGGAGCUCUGGAUGGUCCCUGUGGUUCUCACAGCCUCCAGAAGAACUAGGACUGUUCAGCUGCUUCACUUUUAGUCCAGCAAACCUCCAAUCAUCUUCAACUAAAUUAUGGAGAGAUUUGAAAAAUGUUGACGAAACUUAGUUUUGUCAACAUUUUAUCUGAUGUCAGCACUGUCUCCUAUCAAACAAGAUGAAUAGAAGACUGGAAAUGAGAUAAUUACGGGGUCUGCUGAGAUACAGGAGGAGCUGGAGGUGUUUCCUGUGAAGGCAAAGAUGCUGCUGAAACCUUCCAAGCAGACUUCAGUUGCAGCAUCCAAGAUCAAAAACAAGAUUCUCAAUAACUCCUCCUUCUUUAAGGUCUCUCUGAAGACCAACAACAAGGCCUUGGCUCUGGCUCUGCAGGCUCAGAAGGAGAAGAGCAGACAGCUGGAGAUGCAGGUGGUGUACCUGCAGAAACAGCUGCAAGCUCUGACCUUCGAGCUGGCUGCUAAAAAAUACAAGCACAGAAAACUGAUGUCCCUCCUUCAGAACCUGCACAGCAGCACUCUGCUGCACCUGGGCAUGAUAAAGGAUCUGAUCUGUGACCGUGACUCUCUGACACAACCAGGGGACCCCGUGGGAUUCUUUGAUGACAACAUUGAGGAGAGCCCCGCAUCAGGAAGUCCUGCAGCGGAGUUUGUGCUGUCCUCUGAGGUUUCAGCGAAUGUGUUAUGCUCCAGCAAACCCUCGAGUCUGCCCCAAAGCAGCAACGAUGACCUCACUGUAGUGAGCAGUGAAACCCCGGGUAACCCAGAUGCUGUGGAGAGCCUCUCCAUCCAGAAUGCUGGUGCUUCUCCACCUGCAGCCGGCGGGCUGUCCGGCAGCAGCCUUAGGGAAAGGGUGGAGCGUCUGUCACUCGUGCUUUCACAGACAGGCUGCGACAUGAAGUCAGUCCUCUGUCCACCAAACCGUCAGGCCACUGCGAAGCCCACGCCGUUUCUUUCUGGUGAAGCCGGUUCUCCCAAAAGGGUUGAUCUGGAAACAGAAGCUGAGCUUCACAGUCAGGAGAAAACUCUGCUUCUUAACACGACAAUGGAAAUAACACAAAGCGACACAGCUGAAAUCAUCACCGUGGAAACCAAUGCCAACAAAAAGAACCGUCUCUGUAAAAGGAAAGGCACAAAAGAACCUCCUGAAGUUCCUGCCAACACUGCUCCGCAAACACUCCAACAUCCACACCUGGACCCGACUGGCCCUGGAGCCUCUGAGCCUCCACUGCCCAAAACCUUCUGCAGAAAUACAACCGUGUCUCGCAUUCCCAAAAGAGCCUUAAAGAGCACGUCCAAGCAUCGUGACAAGGCCUCGUCUGAUGUGGAAGACUACUUCACUGAUCCUGAAGUUUCUAUGCCAUGGUCCAGCAGCCGAGACUCAGAAAACGCACCAGCACAGGAAGCGCAUGCUAACAUGCACUGUCAGAAGUCCAAACGCAGCUGGAGGGGGGUCUCCAGGAAAGUCCAAAAACCAGUAGCAUCUGCACCAUCCCAGGAAGAUGAGACCCUCAGGCUUACCAAGAAACCAGAGGAGGAACAAAGCCUGGUCCAGAAGGAACCUGAAGAGCUCCAGUUCUGCUGCGAAGAAGAGGGAACGUUUCAGGACUUAGAAUUGAUGUCUGGGGGCAAAAGGAAGACUUACACCAAACCAAGACGUAGAAGAACAUGCAUGUCUGUAUCUGGGAGAGGAGUCUCCAUGACAUCAGACCUGGCUCCGGUGGUACCUGCAGAACCUCAGUGUGAGGCUGAGGAGCUGCUGGCGUACACGGCUGACGGCGUCAGAGCGCGAGGGUCAGAAUAUUCGGCUCACAAGAACCGCUGCAGCUCAGGGAAAGGCCUGCUGCUGGAAACUCAGGAGGCUUCUGCCUCAGGCUCCACGUCUCACAAAAGCAAGAAGACCCGAAGAGAAGAAGCAGAAAGCUCCAGCACCAGGGUUCUGACCAACCACAAGACCGAUCACCAUAGCAACAAGAAGGGGAGACCUGAGGACCCAGCAUGCACUCUUUCUCUGGAUGAAUGUCUUCCCUGCAGCAGUCAUGGAGAACCGCAUGCUAACUCAGCAGUUCUGAACCCUGCUGCCUUUGAUUUCAAACUUCUGACGGAUCAGGAACUGGACAGAGAGACAGCCGAGACACAAACGGAUACCAGAAAUCUACGGGAGACGUUUGUGGUCUUCCGGCGUAAAACUAGGGACGGAAGGAAAAGCGCCGCCCGCAGCGGCUCUGUAGCGCUGGGCGCCCCUACCGCUCAGAGUGCGGGGGAUCUGCUGAUGGAUGAGCUGCCGCCGUGGCUCCUGGACACCAGCGGGGGGGACCUAGACUCUGACUCUGCCUCGCUGCUCGCCACGCCCUGCACCCUGAUGCAGUUAAGCAGGGGGGGCCUGACAGAGGAGUCUGCUGCCAUGAAGGAGGCCUCUCCAGCAAGAAGAGUCCUGACAACAGUAACCAACAUCACGAGCAGCCCGGACGGCAACCCCGCAGGCAGAGGCAGGAGGAGGCACGGCGUGGUCAGCUAUAAGGAACCCUCUCUGAACAGCAAAAUAAGGCGUGGAGAUAAAUUCACCGACACCACCUUCCUGAAUUCUCCAACGUUCAAGGAAAAAAGGCGGAAGAAGCAGCAGAGGAGGAGGGACUGAGCAUUAUAAUGAAGUUAUUUUUUGUUUUCUCUAAAGCUUCUCUUUGUUCAAAGUUGUUUUUUUUUUUGUUUUUGUUUUUUUUAUCCAACCUGAAGUGUUUUCUUUUUAUUGUCUGUCAAACAAACCAAAGUGAGCCUCAGACAAACAUGCUUGAUAAUAAACGUCAUUUGAGUGGCUAAGCUGCA